AUGGCACGUCUGCAAUCCACUGAAAUCGAAGCCCUUCGUGCUGCCGCGCCUCCUCUCCCUCUCACAAUUGCCCCUUCCGUCUCCUCCGAUCUGUACAAAUCACCCUACACCCGUGCAAAACCGCCUGCAAAACGAUUCGACGAUCACUUCAGCAUCGAAAGCCGGAACUUUACCGGCUCAGCAUUGAAAAAGGGGUCUAGUCCAAGCGGUCCGCGCAAGAUCAUAUCUCUCGGGACAGGACGACCAACUGCGGAUUAUUAUCCCUGGGAAUCAAUAACCCUGGGCGAGGCUCCUCCAGUGCCUACAAUCAAAACUACAACAAAAUCCAAUCUACACCUAUCCAACGGGCAGGAAAAGGGCCACUCUGCGUACAGCAUCUCCAAACAAGGUGCAACAUACAACCUCUCAAUCGCAUUAAAUUACUGCCUCGCAAACGGAUCAGCACACUUACUCCGUUUCAUUACCGAGCAUGUUGAGCUCGUUCACGAUCCGCGGUAUGCAGAUUGGGCGACAUUCCUCUCCUGUGGUGCAACUGCUGCGACGGAGGCAGCGUUUCGCAUUUUCUGUGAUCGUGGAGACACUGUUGUAGCGGAGCAGUAUACGUACCCGGGGACGCUGGAAAGUGCCGAAUUGAACGGGGUUAGGGUUCAUGGGAUUGAGAUGGAUGCGAAUGGCUUGCGACCUGAUGUCUUGGAUGAGGUACUCUCCUCCUGGAAUGAUGCUCAAUCUCCCAAACCACGCGUGCUGUAUACCAUCCCUACGGGUCAGAACCCGACAGGAGCUAGCCAACCCCUGGAAAGACGCAGAGCAAUCUAUGAUGUUGCAGAAAAACAUGACCUCAUAAUCAUUGAGGAUGACCCAUACUAUUUCCUGAGGAUGGGCCCUUACUAUGAUCACGACCAAGAUGCCAAUGGCUCUGCAUCUGGAGAUGACAAAGCCGCUCGGAUAUUUCAUACUGAGUCUAUUCCCUCCUACCUCACUUUAGACACAUCCGGGCGCGUGGUACGUAUUGAUUCCGCAUCCAAGAUUCUCGCUCCCGGAUUACGCGCCGGCUGGGUCACUGCAUCCAAGCAAAUCAUCGACAAGUUCACUGCAUACCAGGAAGUGAGCACUCUAGCUGUUAGCGGCCCCUCCCAGCUUAUGCUCUGGCAUUUGCUCGAUGAGAACUGGGGACAUGACGGAUUCACCGCGUGGCUUAUUAAUCUCUCGCGAGAGUAUCGGUGGCGGCGGGAUGUCCUCCUUGGUGCUUGUGAUUGCUACUUGCCCAGGAAGAUUGUGCAGUGGAAUGCACCGGAGUUCGACAUGUUUUUGUGGGUUAAGAUUGACUGGAGACAGCAUCCAGAGCUUAAAAGCUUGUCCGGAAUGUCGCUGGAGGAGAUUGGUGCGCAGAUAGUUGGGCUGGAGGAGAAGAUUGCAGCUAAGGCUUUGGAGAAGGGCGUGCUUGUAACUAAGGGUUCGCUGUUCGCUUCGAAUAAACAUCUGAAUGGCCAUCUGCAUUUUCGUAUGACGUUUGCGGCUGCGGAGGAGGGCGAUCUGAAGGAGGGGGUGAGAUUGUUUGCUGAGGCUGUGAGUGGGGAGUUUGGACUAUGA
Aspergillus welwitschiae is the source of this 1590-nucleotide messenger RNA. Its product is annotated as aminotransferase-like domain-containing protein. The record is from RefSeq and is a predicted model, not a curated record. Gene Ontology annotation, molecular function: L-2-aminoadipate:2-oxoglutarate transaminase activity; aromatic-amino-acid:2-oxoglutarate transaminase activity; pyridoxal phosphate binding. The coding region runs from base 1 to 1590 and encodes 529 amino acids. NCBI's taxonomy places the organism in Eukaryota, Fungi, Ascomycota, Eurotiomycetes, Eurotiales, Aspergillaceae. Gene Ontology annotation, biological process: aromatic amino acid catabolic process; L-tyrosine biosynthetic process. The transcript has a single exon.